This is a messenger RNA of Prinia subflava (tawny-flanked prinia), 2480 nucleotides long. RefSeq names its product anaphase promoting complex subunit 5 (gene ANAPC5). Bases 77 to 2347 code for a protein of 756 amino acids. The record is from RefSeq and is a predicted model, not a curated record. Gene Ontology annotation, biological process: anaphase-promoting complex-dependent catabolic process; protein K11-linked ubiquitination; positive regulation of mitotic metaphase/anaphase transition. Gene Ontology annotation, molecular function: protein binding. NCBI's taxonomy places the organism in Eukaryota, Metazoa, Chordata, Aves, Passeriformes, Cisticolidae. Gene Ontology annotation, cellular component: anaphase-promoting complex. The transcript is spliced from 17 exons.
GGCGGCGGGGCCGGCGAUUGGCCCGGCGGGGCGGGCGCGCGCGGUCUCCCGGGCGACGGGCGGUCCCGGCGCCGCCAUGGCGAGCGUGCACGAGAGCCUGUACUUCAACCCGAUGCUGACGAACGGCGUCGUGCACGCGAACGUGUUCGGCGUCCGCGACUGGGUCACCCCGCACAAGAUGGCCCUGCUGGUGCUGCUCAGCGAGCUGGGCCGCGCCGGCCCGCAGCUCGGCCUGCUGGAGCGCCGCCGCCUCAACCGCCUGCUGCUGCCGCUGCUGCAGGGUCCGGAUAUGGCGCUGUCGCGGCUGCGCAAGGCCAUCGAGGAGUGCUGCCCGCACCUGGCCGGCUCCGUCCACAUCAGGUUAAAACUUAUGGCAGAAGGAGAACUGAAAGACAUGGAACAAUUUUUUGAUGACCUUUCAGAUUCAUUCUCAGGGACAGAGCCAGAAGUUCAUAAGACAAGUGUAGUAGGUCUGUUCCUGCGCCACAUGAUCCUGGCAUACAACAAACUUUCCUUCAGCCAGGUCUAUAAACUUUACACAGCACUCCAGCAGUACUUCCAAAAGGACGAGAAAAAGGAUGGAGCCGACGAGAAUGAGAUGGAGCUGACAAAUCCAGAGGAGCUGGAUGGGAAAAUGGAGAAAGAAGAACUUGACGGGCCUUUAAGGGAAGAAGAGAUAGCCUGCAGUGGGCCUCUUUCCCAGAAACAAGCAGAGUAUUUUCUCUCUCAGCAGGCUUCUUUACUAAAGAAUGAUGAGACAAAGGCUCUUGCUCCAGCAUCUUUACAAAAGGAAUUGAACAACUUGUUAAAAUUUAAUCCAGACUUUGCUGAAGCACAUUAUUUAAGCUACUUAAACAGCCUCAGGGUGCAGGAUGUCUUCAGUUCCACGCACAGCCUCCUGCAUUACUUCGACCGCCUGAUCCUCACGGGGGCAGAGAGCAAAAGCAACGGGGACGAGGGCUACGGGCGGAGCCUGCGCUACGCCGCGCUCAACCUGGCGGCGCUGCACUGCCGCUUCGGCCACUACCAGCAGGCUGAACUGGCCCUUCAGGAAGCCAUCAGGAUUGCCCAGGAGUCCAACGACCACGUCUGCCUGCAGCACUGCCUGAGUUGGUUGUACAUCCUGGAGCAGAAGAUAUUUGAUAGCUGUGUUCUGCUGGAGCACUCUGUGAACAAAUCCUUACAUUUUGGAUUGCCAUAUCUUGCUUCCUUGGGAAUACAGUCCUUGGUUCAGCAAAGAGCUUUUGCAGGAAAGGCUGCCAACAAACUAAUGGAUGCCUUAAAAGAUUCUGAUCUGUUGCAUUGGAAGCACAGCCUGUCAGAGCUCAUUGACAUCAGCAUAGCACAGAAAACAGCCAUUUGGAGAUUAUAUGGCCGCAGCACCAUGGCACUUCAGCAAGCCCAGACCCUGCUGAGCAUGAACAGUCUGGAGGCUGUGAACGUGGGCGUGCAGCAGAACAACACCGAGUCCUUCGCCGUGGUGUUGUGUCACCUGGCAGAGCUGCACGCAGAGCAGGGGUACUUUGCAGCUGCUUCUGAAAUCCUGAAACACCUAAAGGAGAGAUUCCCUCCCAACAGUCAGCAUGCACAGCUUUGGAUGCUGUUUGAUCAGAAAAUACAGUUUGAGCGGGCCAUGAACGAUGGCAGAUACCACGUAGCAGAUUCUCUUGUAGCAGGAAUUACAGCACUUAAUAGCAUUGAAGGUGUAUACAGAAAAGCCAUUGUAUUGAAGGCCCAAAAUCAAAUGUCAGAGGCACACAAACUUCUGCAGAAAUUGUUGAUCCACUGCCAGAAAAUCAAGAACACCGAGAUGGUGAUUAGGGUGCUGCUGUCCAUGGCAGAGCUGUACUGGAGGUCCUCGUGUCACACCAUCGCGCUGCCCGUGCUGCUGCAGGCGCUGGCGCUGGCGCGGGAGUACAGCCUGCAGUACCUGGCCUCUGAAACCGUGCUCAACCUGGCUUUCUCCCAGCUGAUCCUUGGCAUUCCUGAACAAGCCCUGAAUAUCCUGCACAUGGCAAUAGAACCUGUCUUGGCCCAUGGAGCUGUCCUGGACAAAGGCUGUGCCAUGUUCUUGGUGGCCAAAUGUCAGGUGGCUUCUGCGGCUUCCUACACUCCACAAAAGAAGAUUGAAGCUUUGGAAUCUGCUAUCUUGAAUCUAAAUGAAGCCAAGGCUUACUUUGCCAAAGUGGACUGCAAAGAGCAGCUCAGAGACGUUCUCUACUUCCAAGCCCGGCUGUUCCACACCCUCGGCAAGACCCAGGAAAGGAACAAAUGUGCCAUGUUGUUCCGUCAGCUGCACCAGGAGCUGCCAGCACACGGCGUCCCCUUGAUCAAUGCCUUCAAGUGAUGCAUUUAAAGAUGAGAUUUGUUUGUUUUCCUGUUUUCGUUUUGUUUGUUUUUUUACAGACAUCUUUCUAUUGUAUUAAGUAAUCCGUGUUUCAGAAUAACUGCCAAUAAAUCAUGGUCUGCUCAUGAACAAA